Molecule: messenger RNA, 705 nt
Organism: Aegilops tauschii subsp. strangulata
Lineage: Eukaryota; Viridiplantae; Streptophyta; Magnoliopsida; Poales; Poaceae
Source: RefSeq, a predicted model, not a curated record
AUGGCGUUGUUCCCCGCCUUCGUGCUCCUCCCGAGCAGCUGCUGCCAUGGGCUAAAGCGCAUCCCCGCGCCCCCGCGCCAGGCCGCCCCGGCCCUCCACCGCAGCGAGCUCUCCCGCGCCACUGCAGAGCCCCGCGCCGGCCUCGCUCUUCCGUGCGCCGACCCACGGACGGGUGCCCCUCACCGGCUUGCUGCGGCCGGCUCCGGCUUGCUGCGGCCGGCUCCGGCUCGCGCCACGACAGACGGCGGCCGGGUUCUCCGCCCCUGUGCCGACUUCUCCGCGCGCGUCGGCUGCGCCUCGCCUCCGCUCCAGUCGGCUGCCGGGUCCGGCUCCUGCGUCGCCUCGCCCUUCCAUCGGGUCCGCCUCCCGCAUGUCGACUCUGUCCCGCGCGCCGCGCCUCCCGCGCUCGGCCGGGUCACCGUGCGCGCCCGCUGGCCGGUACCUCCGGGUCGCCUCCCCGCGCCCGGCCUGGGCCGGCUCCGGGUGGCCGGCUCGCCGCCUCCGCUCCUCCCGGCUGCGCCUCCGCCCGGCUGCGCCUCGCGCACUCGGCUCGGUGCGCCCGCGACCCGCCCCCGGCGGGCUCCGCCACUCGGCUCCGCCUCUCCGCCACCCGGCCUCGCCGGCUACAGCUCCCGCCGCGAGCGUCGUGGCCGGCUGUGCCCCGCCGGGUCCCUGCUCCGGCCGUCUACUGUGGCCGGCACCUAA